GGUAUAUAGACACAAAACACUCGAGUUCAUCCCUACCAGAAACAAAGCAAAAGAAAACAAAAAUAACAGAGGAAGAGAAGAAAAAAUGGAGAUCUUGCUCUGCUUCGUAUUGGUUUCGCUUCUUACUCUCUUAACAUCGAUCUUUCUUAAAAGGAUGACAAACUCAAACUCAAAACUCAAUCUUCCUCCGACCCCUUCAAGGCUUCCAAUCAUUGGAAACUUGCACCAUCUUGCAGGACUGCCUCACCGAUGUUUUCACAACCUCUCCAUCAAACACGGACCAGUGAUGCUUCUCCGUCUCGGUUUUCUUCCAGUGGUUGUUAUCUCAUCGAGUGAAGCAGCCGAAGCAGUUCUCAAAACUCAUGACUUGGAAUGUUGUAGCCGACCAAAGACGGUAGGGACAGGGAAACUCUCUUACGGUUUCAAAGACAUCAAUUUCGGACCGUACGGUGAGUAUUGGCGGGAGAUGCGUAAACUCGUGGUCACCGAGCUUUUCAGUCCUAGAAAAGUUCAAUCUUUCAGGUACAUAAGAGAAGAAGAGACUGACUUAAUGGUGAAGAAAGUGUCUGAAUCAGCUUUGGAACAAGCGCAGGUGGAUCUAAACAAAAUUUUCUUCUCCCUCGCCGCAAGCAUCAUCUGUAGAGUGGCCUUAGGACAGAACAUCCACGAGAGCGGCUUCCUUAUCGACCAAGAAAGGAUCGAAGAGCUUGUUACCAAAGCAGCGGAAGCUCUAGGGGGUUUCACUUUCUCUGACUUCUUCCCUGGUGCACUUGGAAGCUUCGUGGACUGGUUGUUUCAACGACACAAGAAGAUCAACAAAGUCUUUGAAGAACUAGAUGCUUUUUACCAACACGUGAUCGAUGAGCACUUGAAGCCAGAGGGAAGGAACAAUCAGGAUAUUGUUUCCUUGAUGUUGGAUAUGAUCGAUAAACAAGGAAGUGGAGACUCUUUCAAACUCAGUAUUGAUAAUGUUAAGGCGGUCCUCAUGGAUAUAUUUCUUGCGGGGGUAGAUACAGGCGCCAUAACUAUGAUUUGGGUGAUGACCGAGCUCGUUAGAAACCCUAACGUGAUAAAGAAGGCUCAAGAAAAGAUCCGAGCUACCUUAGGGAUCAAAAGGGAAAGAAUCACUGAAGAAGACCUAGGAAAGGUUGAUUACUUGACGUUUAUAAUCAAGGAAACACUCAGACUACAUCCACCAGUUCCACUUUUACUCCCAAGGGAAACAAUGUCUCACGUCAAAGUCCAAGGGUACGACAUUCCUCCCAGAACACAAAUCCAAGUUAACGUAUGGACAAUCGGACGUGACCCCAAGCGUUGGACCGACCCUGAAGGUUUCAUCCCUGAGCGGUUUGAAGAUAGUUCUGUGGAUUUCAGAGGACAACACUUUGACCUAUUACCAUUUGGUUCUGGUCGAAGGGUAUGUCCUGCGAUGGCAAUGGGGAUUGCUACUGUGGAGCUAGGAUUGAUGAACUUGCUUUACUAUUUUGACUGGAAGCUGCCUGAUGGGAUGAAAGUUGGAGACAUUGAAAUGGAGGAAGCUGGGAUUCUCACUAUUGUCAAGAAAGUACCUCUUCAACUUGUGCCCCUUCAAUGCCAUUAAUGGGCGCAGUCACAGAAGCUCUACAACAUGGAGAUAUAGCUUGUGUAAAACCCUAUAGUUAUUUAAAAUUACUGUAAAAUCUAAUAAUUAUUUAAUGUAUGAUGAACAAUUUGUCCUAAAGUAAUAAAGUUUGACAAUUUAUCCAAAAAAUAUUAUUAUUA
This is a messenger RNA of Raphanus sativus (radish), 1761 nucleotides long. RefSeq names its product cytochrome P450 71B2. The record is from RefSeq and is a predicted model, not a curated record. The transcript is spliced from 2 exons. Gene Ontology annotation, molecular function: heme binding; monooxygenase activity; oxidoreductase activity, acting on paired donors, with incorporation or reduction of molecular oxygen. The coding region runs from base 86 to 1600 and encodes 504 amino acids. Lineage: Eukaryota; Viridiplantae; Streptophyta; Magnoliopsida; Brassicales; Brassicaceae.